Teleopsis dalmanni is the source of this 1597-nucleotide messenger RNA. RefSeq lists its product as uncharacterized. Bases 562 to 1275 code for a protein of 237 amino acids. The record is from RefSeq and is a predicted model, not a curated record. Lineage: Eukaryota; Metazoa; Arthropoda; Insecta; Diptera; Diopsidae. The transcript has 4 exons.
UAUAAUGUAUAUAUACUCACAUUUUUAUAAUUUUUUUUAAAUAUGUUUUUUAAUAACAUCCGAAACCGUUAAAUUUCUAGUACGUUUUAAAAAUUCAAAAAUGGCCGAUGCAACGCCACCUAAAAUAUAUGCACUCAACUUCAAUAUCAAAACCGACAUCUCAGAGGAGAUAGUUACAAAAUUUUUUCAAGCUCAAGCUAAUCUGCUUGGUCUAAAGGGUUACAUACAAAAGGAGGCGGAAAACAAUUACAAAGGGGCGUUGGAAGGUGAUUCAGUUAUAAUAGACAAAUUUAAUUUAGCUUUGGAAGAGGCUGAACAGUUUAAGAAUCAAGACUUUGCUUUUUCCUCGCAAACUAAAGAAAUCCAAACCUUUACUAUGGAAUCUUUCGAAGUAUUAAAUCAACAGUAGCAACCAAGCAGAAGUAAACAAAUUUAAUAGUUCGUCAAAUUGUUGAUAAUUGGAUAAAGUGUAUAUAUAGUACAUAUAUACAUUGGAAUAAUGUCCCAAUAGAAAGAAUAAGACUGUUUCGUGUACAAAACAAAUCGAAAGGUAAACAACAGAUGUAUAAAUUUAUUUUACUCUUUACGCUUGCCUUCGAAGCAUUUUUCAUGUGUAACGCACGUCCACAAUCACAGAUACAAACACAAAUAGAACAGAUAGUAUCACAAGUACCAUUGGGGCCACAAUUAAGUGAAGCUGCCUCACAAGCUGCGUCCGUUGCCAAUACAAUUGGUGCAGGUUUAUUCCCAGUAUUUUUCCCCGUACCUAAUACUGAGAAGAAAUCAGAAGCUGCAGAAACACCAGCUUCUACACGCACACUCAUACAUCUUGAUCCACGUCCUUACUAUAGUAUUGCAUCACCAGCGCAAGUUAUUGACUAUGUGCAAGUUCCUGUCAUAUUGACACCAUUGCAUACUAUACGUGCCCGUAGCUUAACACCAGAUCAACAAGGUAAUAUUUUAGCAGUGCCUUUGCCAGAGGUUAAGAAACCAGAAGCGCUGCCAUUACAAGAUGCUAAAUUGGAUGCCAGUAAUGCUGAAAAAAGUGAGAAAAAAUCUGCAAUUGGUAGGUGCUUGGAAUCAAAUACUUUAAAGGAAGAUUCGAAGGAGGACAGCAAGAAGGAAGAGAAAGAAAAAGAAGAACUCAAACCGUUAGCUGAACCCGAUUUAAAGAAGGACUUAGCUCAACCGCAACUUAAGGCCGCAGAAGUACACGAUUUAUUCAAAGCAGUUGGAGUUGUAAACGAUAUUGUGCCUCAGUCCAAAGUUGUCUAAUUUGUAGAUUUAUGAAGGUACUUCACGUUCGAGAAUAGAACAACUAUGAAUAAAAAUUUCGGAUUUUAGGAUUAUGGGUUACUUUAGCUGCAACUGCAGAAACAGAUAAAAAGGGAAUGUAAUAAACUUCCUCAUCUAACUAACAUAGGGUUUUUUAUAAUUUCAAUAUUAACCAGCACACUUUUCAACGAUUACUGACAAGUAUUACAUCCUUCAUAUAAUAUUACGCAAACAUAUAUAUAUAAAAGUAAAUAUAGUUACAUACAUACUCAUUGUCAUCAUUUAUAUUUCAUGAUCAUCAAAAUAAAAAGGAAUAAAUUAA